Chenopodium quinoa (quinoa) is the source of this 1526-nucleotide messenger RNA. Its product is annotated as histone deacetylase 2-like. The record is from RefSeq and is a predicted model, not a curated record. Bases 235 to 1179 code for a protein of 314 amino acids. Gene Ontology annotation, molecular function: histone deacetylase activity. NCBI's taxonomy places the organism in Eukaryota, Viridiplantae, Streptophyta, Magnoliopsida, Caryophyllales, Amaranthaceae. The transcript has 13 exons.
UGUCAGUGUUGUCACCUUCGACGCACAGAUUUCUAAUAUUGUGCUGAAGAGCAACCUACAUUAAAUAAGUUAGUUUUGGAACGACACGUAUAAACUCAACCGUCAACUAAAAAAUCUGUUGCUUAUAAAUUCUCGUUUACCGGCGGUAAAAUAUAGUCGUCCACCAUAACAGAGUGGCUCAGACACUGCAACUUUCAUUUUCUCUCUCCUCAAUUUUCUGUCUUCUGUACAAAAAUGGCAGCUUCUUCUUCACCUGAAGAUCUUCGCCGAAGUCGAAUUCUCUCUAGUAAGCUCUACUUUGAUGUUCCUCCUUCCAAGGUUCCGCUGAUUUAUUCAUCUGAUUAUAAUAUUUCUUUCCUUGGAAUGGAAAAAUUGCAUCCGUUUGAUUCUUCAAAAUGGGGUCGUAUAUGCCAAUUCCUUGCUUCAGAAGGUGUGCUGGACAAAAGUUGUAUCAUUGAGCCAGAAGAAGCUUCGAAAGAGGACCUCUUAGUGGUACAUCCAGACAAGUACCUGGAUAGUCUUCAAAGCAGUUCAACUGUUGCUAAAAUUCUAGUGGUUCCACCGGUUGCAAUGUUGCCCAACUGUAUCAUACAGCGUAAAAUUCUUUAUCCAUUCCGGAAACAGGUAGGGGGAUCUGUUCUGGCUGCAAAGCUUGCAAAGGAACGAGGAUGGGCCAUUAAUGUUGGUGGAGGUUUCCAUCAUUGUUCUGCAGAUGAAGGAGGUGGAUUUUGUGCUUAUGCUGACAUCUCUCUGUGCAUUCACUUUGCUUUUGUUCGGUUAAAUAUUUCAAGGGUUAUGAUUAUUGAUCUCGAUGCACAUCAAGGAAAUGGUCACGAAGUAGAUUUUUCUAACGACAAAAGAGUAUACAUACUUGAUAUGUACAAUUCUGAAGUAUAUCCAUUAGAUUUAGUUUCCAGGAGGUACAUCAAUCAGAAUAUUGAAAUUCCAAGUGGGACCAUAACAGAUGUUUACUUGAAGAAAUUGGAUGAGGCACUUGAGGUUGCUAAACAAAAAUUCGAUCCUGAGUUGGUGGUAUACAAUGCUGGAACCGACAUUCUAGAUAGAGAUCCGCUGGGAUGUCUAAAGAUCAGUCCCGAAGGUAUAAUUAAGAGAGAUGAGAAGGUGUUUGCUUUUGCUCGUGAGAAAGGCAUUCCUAUACUAAUGCUUACAUCAGGAUAAUCAAGCAAGGAAGUUGAAUGCGGCAAAUAUAUUAUGCUCUUCGAAUAUAUUUUUCAUGGAAAACACACAAAUUUCAUAUGAUUAGAGGUGCAACAAAGAGGAUAUAUCUAUAUAGACACUUUAUUAUAUCAAACUAGUGAGUAGCCAACGCCCAGAAUACUACUUUUUAAUACUUGUGCAACUGUUAAUUUUUAAAAGCAUUUAAUAGUAUGUAUGUCGUACAUAUUUUCAAUUCUUUUAUAGUAUAAUAUUAUUUAGUAUGCAACACUAAAGCAUAAUUGACUAUUAGCCUAGCUUGUUAAAUAAUAACCUUGCUUUCCCCAUAAUAAUAAUUGAGCCUAGCUUGU